AUGGUUCAUCGUGUAUGGAAGGUGGCGAAGUCUGUACUGAAGACAGCUUCGAGAGCACUUAUGUUUCGAAGGAAGAGCAAGCAACUGGAAGUUUGCAAACCUGCUGGCGACCCAGCCAAAAAGAAGCAAAAGAAAAAGAUCAAAGAAGAGAUGAACUUGAUGAAACCAGAGUUUAGAGCCAAUGAUCCUCCGUAUUGCAAAGAUGAAGUGGCGGUAGACGCUGCCAAACGUCUCAAGAAAGAAGCUGGAUACUCUGGAGAUACGGUGGAGUCUGUGAUGCCGGAGUUUGUCUUCUCCGCCGGCGUGGGUGGCUCUGUUAUGGAGGGCGCAGUUGCUGGUGAGAAGAGAGCUCGUACUCAAGAGAUGAUGGAUGUUGGUGGAUUGGAUUCAGAUGACCCUUCUCCCCCUUUGCCUCCAAUUUCGAUGAGCUUCAAGGAUAAGGUUUCUGGGGAUUUUGGCAUGGCUGAGGAUCAAUUGGUGAUUGGAGAUUAUGAUUUUGUAAUCGAACAAGGGGAGAUCCCUUCAAUCCAAUUUUCUGAUAAAGUUAAGAGUUGUUUGUUUCGGCCAUGGCGCACGGCUGUAAUUCUGAAGCUUAUGGGUCGGCCGCUAUCUUAUGCUUUCUUGAGGACUCGUCUCCUUCAGAAGUGGGAUCUUAAGGGUCCGAUGAGCCUAAUUGAUUUGGAGAACAACUAUUUCAUUGCUAAGUUCCUGUUAGCGGAAGAUAUGAGAUAUGUUCUCUCGGGUGGUCCUUGGCAAAUUGCUAGGCAGUAUGUGGUGACCCAACAAUGGAAGCCUGGGUUUAAUGCCAAAGAAGAAAAGAUCACUCAUAUGACUGCCUGGAUUCGGAUUAAUGGCUUGAAUGUGGAGUAUUUUCGCUCAGAUGUUAUGGAGAAGAUUGGGAAUCUUAUUGGUACCACUGUUAAGGUUGAUGCUUAUACCAUGAGUCAAGCUCGAGGUAAAUUUGCUAGAGUCUGUGUUGAACUUGAUUUAGCUAAACCUCUAACCCCUUUCAUUAAGGUGGAAGGUCGUUCUUAUGGGGUGGUAUAUGAGGGUAUUCAAUUAGUCUGUUUUGAAUGUGGGUGUUAUGGUCAUGGUAGAGACUCUUGCCCUGUUAUUUUGCAAGCCAAAAAACAGGAGUCAAAUUCAGGUCAUGCUGAGAAUAUGGAGGUUAAUACUUCGGCUAAGAGUGGUGGGCUCAGUGUGAAUAAUCCUAUUACCAAAGAUGCUGAGGUUCCAGCUAAGAUGCAUGGGCAGUGGAUGUUAAUGAAACCAAGAAGUUUUAAUAAAAAGAAGGUGGUGAGUGAGUCAAGGAAGGUUCCUGAGUUAGGAAAAUUUAAUUCAAAGGAGUCUGGGUCUAAGGACGCUGAUAUCCUUUCUGGGUCUAGGUUCAAUGUUCUUGUUGAGGAGGAUAGUGGGAAGAAUGAUAUGGAGGGGUUUACUCCUGUUAGCACAAGGAGGAAUGUGAGGUCUGCCACUCCUCCUAGGGCUAAUCUACUUUUUAAGGCUAAAUCAUUUGGAAAGCAACCUUCGCAUCCUCGUGAGUCUUCACCUUGGGUUUUUAAAAAGCCUUUGAAGGACAUCAGCAAUGCUUCCUCAUCCAAUGUGGGAGGUGUUGUGGUUAAGGGUGGCCCAAAUUUGAGGAAGCCUUGGAGAAAUAAUGUGGGGGCUAAACCUGUUAAUGCUCAUGGGUUGGAAUCUAUGGGGUUGCAAAUCAGUGGUUCUGAGGUGCAAGAUGAUGUUCGUGGGCUGCAUGAAGCUGAGUCUCCUGGUGUGAGUUCUGCCUCUGAUGAUAUGGAUCAACAUAGGGACUUCACGGAUUCUGGUUUGUCUGCUUUUGGUUUGCCUACUGGUAUGGUUUGUGAGCAUGAUGGCUCUGCUCUUGAGGCAGAGCUAUUGCAUAUCUAG
Prunus armeniaca (apricot) is the source of this 1905-nucleotide messenger RNA. The record is from the annotation of a GenBank genome assembly. NCBI's taxonomy places the organism in Eukaryota, Viridiplantae, Streptophyta, Magnoliopsida, Rosales, Rosaceae.